UAAUCCCGCUACCCAUUGGACGGUGGAAAAAGUUCCUACGGUCUCUAAGUUUUAAUCUGAUUUACUAUAGUCCGGCAGUGCUCAGUUUGUUACCUUAGCUACAUGGGCAGGCAGACAUUUUGUAAGCCCCGUGGCUGAAAAACGCGUUCCGGCCGUUUCAGAGCUGGAGGAACUCCUCCGCGGCACUAUCACCUGUGCAUUUUUCGAACCGACCGAGGUACAAAUAGAGGAAAAAGGGAGGAACGAAAAAUUAAUUCGAAGCGUAAACGCGAGACAUGCAAGCCGCACGUUACAUUAUUCGCCUUAAUCUUUGUUUCGUUACGUUAUCGUCGGUUUUUGUAGUCGACUUUUCUGCAGGACUUGUCGAUCGCACGCUGCUAGCCACAUACGAUUAAAGAAAAAGCCACGGAGCCGUUACGCCGCCAGUCUUCGUCGUCGCAGCUUCAAAGAAGGUGGUUCUUUACACCACCGGUGUGUUUCUCGAAGUAACACGAAAAGCUGCCCCGGACGAUCAGCGUCGAAGACGUGCGCGAUAUUCUCGGUCGGGAUUCGGUUACAAGUUCAGUUGUAUGUGCCCUUUAUCGUCGUCUUUUUUUCACUCCUUUCCCCAACGAUCAUCGAGGAAUUUUUAUCGUUCGAACCAACAAGAGCUGAGAAGAAACAGUGCCUUUUGCUCUUCGUGUGUAACGUACAAAAGUGCUUCAUCAGUUCGAAUAACCGCGCGUGCGUAAGUAAGGGUGAUUGAAGAAGUGGUGUUCCAUAAAAUUCAAACGAAAGAGAAAUAUUUUUCGAAACGAUAUAUAUUGGAUGCAGUGAUAAAACGCCGGCGAGUGAUCGUUACGUUUUAAAUAUAUCCAAAUAAUAUUUACAAGCAAGUUUUUCAACGCACGCUCAAUAAAAUUCAUUUACAACGUAUUUUAUAAAACGUAUAAAAAAUUUCACAUUCAUACGAACGGAAACGUGUGUACGAACUGUGUGCACACAUUCGUUAUUAGAUCGGAAUAUUUUCCCGCCAAAAAAUUAUGACACCCGCGAUCUCCAGCGGAAUAUUUUUCUACACGGUUUUGAAAGGUGAAUUUUUACUCGCGUCCUGCGGUAUCUGAGCUUUUUUCUGUUCUUUUUCUUUAACGGUAUAAUGUGUGCAAUGUUGUAAGUUUUUUUUUUUUUUUUUUUAUCGGCUUUCGUAUCAAUCAAGUUUGGUCGGUUCCGAUCGCAGUUUAUUUCUACCGGAUAACGAGUCGUCGGUCUACCUGCGACGCGGUAUUUUUUACAAAAUUUGUCAAACUUCGUCGUUACAAGUGAAAAUAAUUACAGUGAGUUCGAAUUAUCAUUGAGUCGUUAUGCAGUGUAAUUGAACGCAGCUGUUCCGCAAGGAGUUUGAUAAGUGCCUUUGAUUAUCGAAAUCUGGAUAACGCGGGUGAUUCAAGAAUAGCCAAAAUUCUACCCCUUCAUCAAAAAGGUGGCCGGAUAGACAGAGAUGGCAUGAAGGAGGGCUCUGGCAACGCAGCCGAGGUGUUACCAGUGGGAGGCAGCGGGGCUGUGCUGGUGCUCAGCGAACUGGAGAACAUGGCGGCCAGGCAACAGAGGGAGAUCGCCCAGCAAAAGCGACUCUUGGAGCAGAGGGAAGCUCGCCUAGCCGUGCUCCGGGGCGCCCAGGAGCCAGCACAGCAAGACAGACUCGCGAGAUUGAGGCACCGACUGGACCAACAGCAGAGCAAACUGAACCGCUUGAGGCUACUCAGAUCGCAGACGGAUCAGUCGAGGGCGAAUAACGCGACUCUCACCUCUGACCUCGACUGCAUCCGAGCGCUUUUCAAUGAAAAGGAAAAAGAACUGUCUCUGGCCGUUGCCAAGGUGGAAGAACUCACCCGACAACUCGAAGAAUUGAGGGGUCGCCACAACAACGGAGGUGAACAUCUCACGACCCCCGCGAGUGCGGAACUAGAAAAAUUGAGGAGGGAACUAAUGUACCGUAACAAAAUGAACGAGCAACAGAACCAGGUCGUAUCUCAGCAGAGGUUGGCGCUCGUCCAAAGACAGGCUGAAAUGGCUUCGAUAGACGCGAGGAUAGCGCAGCUGCAGGGUCGUCUUCAGCGUAAAAGGGCGCUGAACCAACGACUCAGCCAACAACUGGGUUCGAGCCAUCGCGUUGCGGUCGGUGGAAACCACCCUAACUUCACUGAUUCGAAACUUGAGUUUAACAUCAGCAACAAGUCGAGACCGGCCGGAAAUAUAGCGGCCAUAGAGCCGUACUCUCACAUACCGAGCAACGAUUUUUCGAUCAACAAAAAUGACCCCAAGUACCAGACCCUACCGUACAACACCAAAUUCACCGUUAAUUUCAAGCCGGACGAUGACGUUAACAAAAAUAAAAUUCAACACAGCGCCAGCGCCUCGCAAAUUGGACAGAGGUCGUUUCAGCAAUUCGGACAUCAAAUAGCGCACAGCCAGUCUCAGUCGCACAUUCAAGGACAAUCGCAACCCCUAGUUUCGGCGACGAACAAUCCCGCGACAAACACCGUCAACUUUUCGGGGCAACCGGCUAUCAACAAUAACGGUUCCGUUACAACGACGAAUACUUGUACAACCGUUACCACGUCGGCAACGGCAACGGCGACGACGACAACGCCUAACAAUAAUAACAACAAUAACAACAACAACCUUGCCAACAACAACAACAAUGUUACGAACAACAACAAUAACAAUAAGUUCAGCGAUAGACAGGACAUCAGGAUUCACGGACAUCCGCAUAACUCGAAUAAUCAGAAACAGCAACAACAGCAGCAACAACAACAACAACUUCAACAUGGGAAUUUGGGCGUGGGCGGAAACUCUUCAAAUCCAAGCGGUAGCAUAGCGACCAGUGGGCAAAGUCAUAGGAACUUAUCGACGCAUCAAAAACCAGUUUCCAGUGUCGCUCCAAGUUUUCCGGUAAAAUCGCCGAUUUAUCAAACAUCGUCGACGAAGAUCCAUCCGGUUAUGCCGCAGACGUUGAGUCUCAUAGGUCACGCGCAAUCGGCUGCUGGAAAUCAAGGAUACGGAACGAACAGUGGUCAAGGAGUGAACACUCAGGAGUCGCAACACCCGGGGUAUCAGGGGGGUAGUCAGAGGCAGAAUUUUUCUGGAAUUAAUCAGCUGCACAUGGGUUUUAAUAAUCAAUCACAGAGCAGCCAGAACGUUCCCGGGAAUGGAAAUGGCUCAGCCGCAGCGGCGGCAGCAGCGGCAGCUCAAAGUUCGGCGAACUUUCAGGCAAACAAUUAUCCUGGACACCCCUUCGCUCAGAGCCAAAGUCAGAGUCAAAGUCAAACGCAGAGUCAGAUGAUGAUGAACGCGAAUUCAAACUCAAACUCAUCAACUACGGUCGGUGAUCACGCCGUUAAGUUUCCCUCGGAUUCGGUACAACUCGGAAAAAUUGGUGACCAAAGUAUGAUAACAAAGUAUGAUAAUUCUCAGGGUAAACAGCAGUUCGAACAACAAAAUCAACAGAGUUCCAGGCACGAUCAAACUCACGGUAAAUACGAUCACGUGCAAAUAAAACACGAGGGUAUCGGGGGUGCGGUGGGACAGCAGCAGCAGCAGCAACAAAUGAAAUUCGAACAUCCCUCAAAUUCUAAACAGUACAACGAGCAUAAUCAACUAUUUGCAAAGUACGAACAACUACAACUGCAGCAUCAAGGAUUGUUCGACAACAAUUCGGGGAGUCAGAAAUUUGAUCAUUCUAUAAAAUACGAUCACGCAGCUAAGUUCGAACCACCGGGGAACAAACUACCGGAAAAACCAUUCGAAUAUGACAGAAUGAAAUAUGAAGGGGAUAGGAAAAUGGUCAACUUUGAUAACUCCAGGGGAGAAGAUAAAACCAAACCCGCGCUACCGCCCAAACCGAACAAACCCAAUCCUCCGCCGAGGUUAAUUCACCAUGAAAAAAUUGAAGCCAACGCGGAUCUGCAGCAGGAUGGAAAAUCAACGCUCGUAGUUGGCUCUAGAUCGGAGAAGGACGAGGAUAUUCCACCGAUCCCGACCUCCGAGCCGCCGGAAUCUCCAACGGAGGCUCAAAGUCAUCAGAUAAUAAAAGCUCGACCCUUGACGUUGAAGAAAGCGCCUCUUUCCGAGCAACCGAAGCUUAGAUACUCGAAGUCAAAUGUCCACGUAUCAAUAAAUAGGAGGAUUGAGAUGCCCCCCGCGUUUCUUUUCCCUGAAACCGAGAUACCCGCCGACCUAAUGCAAAGUGAUCAGGUUGAAAUUACGGAUAACAAUCAGCAGAUAAAACGUGGUAGAAUAGAAUCUUCCGGCGUUAUAAAAACUGGAGGAGAUCACGAUCAGAUUCAGAGUAACAACACCAACGAAAAAAUUCAACAGACAUCGAACGAAGAUUCUGACAUAGUAGAUGCAUUGAACGUGCUAAACGUCGAAGAUCGCCAACAGUUAUUGCAGCUUGAUAAAAUAUCAUCCAAAGGUGGAAGUGGCGGUGGUGGUGGUAAUAACAAUAAUAAAAUUGAUACGGUAGACAGGGGUAGAUGCGAACCGGGUGAGCUACAGUUACAAGAUUGUACGAAGGUCGUUGACGUUAUAAGGAGGAAAAAGGGUAAUCUUAAAUCCACUACUGGAAAGGCGAAUAUUUCGCGUAGAGUGUCUUUUGACCCUCUUGCUUUGCUAUUGGAUGCCAGUCUCGAGGGCGAACUUGAAUUGGUAAAAAAAACUGCCAAGGAGGUUGCUAACCCUAGCUCCGCAAAUGACGAGGGUAUAACCGCUCUCCACAACGCGAUAUGCGCCGGACAUUUGGAAAUCGUCAAGUUUCUCGUUGAGUUUGGCUGCGAUGUGAACGCACAGGACAGUGAUGGAUGGACACCGCUUCACUGCGCUGCCAGCUGUAAUAAUCUGUCGAUGGUGAGAUUCCUCGUAGAACACGGGGCUUGUAUAUUCGCAACUACUUUAUCGGAUCACGAAACUGCAGCUGAAAAAUGCGAGGAAGACGAAGAAGGAUUCGACGGUUGCUCCGAAUAUUUGUACAGCGUUCAAGAAAAGCUCGGUAUAAUGAACAGCGGUCAGGUGUUCGCGGUGUUCGAUUACGAGGCCCAGCACAGCGAUGAACUUCCCUUAAAAAAUGGUGACUCACUUGUAGUACUCAGAAAAGGUGACGACAACGAGAGGGAAUGGUGGUGGAGCAAACUGGGACACAGAGAGGGAUAUGUGCCACGAAAUUUACUGGGACUCUAUGCGCGAGUCCAACCAGCGAAGAUAGAUUAAAAAGAUGUCAAUCCUGCCGAUUGUAAGAACAAACAGAUAAAAUACGAAAUACAAAUAAUAAUCUAUACAACUGAACAAAUUUGCAUAGAAUUUAUAUAAAUGUGCAUAAUUAUACAUACGACAAGUAUGUACCUAUGUAUAUUGCAUACACACAUCACCACAGUAUUCAAAUUGCAGCUUUAUAGUUAUACAUAUGUCAUUAUUAUACUGACACGUUGUAUUGUGUAUUAUAUUAUAUUAUGAGCAUUAUUUUAUUUGAAAGAAUAGGGGAGGAGGGGGAGAGAGAGAAAACUAAUUGCAUCGUUAUGAAACUGUGCAAAUGAUCGUUUUUUUCCGUUGUUUGUUAUGUAUUAUUUUUUAUUUGAAUUUUUUUUCUUUUUUAAUGUUUGAUAUUUAUGAGGUGGUUUCAAAAUUUUCAAUCUUUUAUUAUUCGUUACGGAAAGAAUUAGGUGUUUGGCAGCUGAUUUAUAACAAUUAUACAAUUUAUAUAUCAUUUAAUUUACACACGAUUCUCAUUCUCAUUCAAAAUAUUAUAUACACAUCUCUGAUUAGACACAUACACAUAUCGUAUAAAAGAAAACUUAUAUCAUCUCAAUGUGAACAUGAAUCUGAAUCAAUUUUAUCACUUCAUUUUCGAAUUUAUAUUCUGUAAACGAUACGUUUAUAGAUAGGUUAUAAUUAAUGAUAACGAAUUUUGAUGUAUCGCAAGUAACUUAGCAGAAAAAAAAAUUGCGAAAAAAAAGAAUUAACAAAAAUGGAAUAUGUAUUUACAUCAUGUAAUAUUUAUCUGGUUAUUUGUUUCACCUAAAUAUUCAAGUUUAGAUGAAGUCAGAAGAAUUUUUUUCCCCGUUGCUCUUUGCCUACUUUUUUCGAUAUCCGACGAAGAUCGUCAUCCUUUGGAUUUUGAAAAUAUAUGUAUCGUCGAAUCUUUAACUAAUAUAAGCUUGCCAAUGUAUCAUGAAAAAUAUAAAUCACACACCUAUAUGCACACACAACACACGUAUACAUAAACGUAUACACAUAUAAAUAUAUAUAUUAUAUAGAAACUAUUUUUAACGGGCCCAAGAAUCUCCGAAAUUCUGACGAUCAUUGUAAUUGUAUUUAUAAAUAGCUGGAGACUCUCCAUAGGCCUCCUUAGAAUAAAUGAAUAGAAAAUCCUAUUAUAUUGUUAUAUAUUAUUAUUAUUAUUAUUAUUAUUAUUACUAUGAUUAUACAUAUAAAACGAUUGUAAAAGGCCUGACGGAGGAGAGUACCUAUGGUUUUAUUGAUAAAAUGAAAUAUGUGCCUUUCAAAGUAAUAAUCAAUAGAUUGUGCAAAAUAUUAUUGCACGGUAUAUUAUUAUUGAAAAAUAAAUUGUUUUUAAUAAAAUUGCAUCCCAAUAUA
Molecule: messenger RNA, 6627 nt
Organism: Athalia rosae (coleseed sawfly)
Lineage: Eukaryota; Metazoa; Arthropoda; Insecta; Hymenoptera; Athaliidae
Gene: ASPP
Exons: 10
Coding region: 1483-5244 (1253 amino acids)
Biological process (GO): regulation of apoptotic process
Cellular component (GO): nucleus
Molecular function (GO): p53 binding
Source: RefSeq, a predicted model, not a curated record